Trypanosoma cruzi is the source of this 1269-nucleotide messenger RNA. Its product is annotated as UDP-Gal or UDP-GlcNAc-dependent glycosyltransferase, putative. The transcript has a single exon. The record is from RefSeq and is a predicted model, not a curated record. Gene Ontology annotation, cellular component: membrane. Bases 1 to 1269 code for a protein of 422 amino acids. Gene Ontology annotation, molecular function: hexosyltransferase activity. NCBI's taxonomy places the organism in Eukaryota, Euglenozoa, Kinetoplastea, Trypanosomatida, Trypanosomatidae.
AUGUUUGGUGUCACGGUUGUGUGUGUGCCGUGCUUUCGGUGUCUGCUCCCCUUUUUUCCAUUGUGGCUGGGCAAUACACCGCACUCACAAUCGUCGCUGCACCGCGCCCCGUUGCCCAUCUCCCCGUUUUUUCUCUCCCACAAGGACGCAAUAAGGAUGCAAUUCUCAGACAAAUGGAUGGCCUCGGUUGCCGGUGUCUGGUUUCUCCUGGUGCUGUUUGCAGUUUCUCGCAUUCAAGAGAUCGAAACCAACGUUGGUGCCUACUUGGAGGAUGACUUCACCGCCAACUCUUCCCAGCAGCCCCAGUUACUCCCCCGUACCACUGACGGGGAGGCACUGCGAUACGUUCCCCGCGAUGUCGUGGACGCGUGGAAGAAGCGAGACUUUCUCAUUGUUCUUGGUGUUCUUUCUGUGGAUGUGGAGGCGAGGCAGCGGCGCCGCCACCUGCAGCGGUCGACGUGCUGGCGGUUCCCCGGAGUGGCGACGAGGGCGAACAGCUUCACCGGUGCGAUGCUCGUGCUGUACGUCCUUGCGCGGCACCCGUCGCACGGCUACAACUACUCUGCCGCGCUGCUGGAGGAGGCGGCGCAGUGGCACGACGUCAUUACAACCUCCAUUGAUGAGGGCCGUGUGACGACGAACAAAACCGUUGCUGGCUCCGGCUUUUGGGGCCGGGAGGCUGAGAUUGGCAUGAGCCGCAAGACAUACUUUUUGUUUGACUUUGCCUUGCGUCUGUUCCCCACGGUCCCGUACAUUGCGAAGGGUGACGACGACAUGUUCCUUCGCGUGCCGCAGUACCUUGCCGACCUGCGCACACUCCCGCGUCACAAGACAUACUGGGGUGUUUUUAUUGUACAUCGUCCUGGUGAUCGCUUUAAGUUUAUGAAUGGAUUUUGUGCGACGCUUGCGAGGGACGUGGCGGAGAAGUUUGUGUCGUACAAGCCGUUGCAGCGUCUGGUGCGUUUGCCGUACAGCAAGGAGAGGGAACCGGAGUUUCUGAGCCUGAACAUGGAUCACGAGGAUGUGAUGGUUGGCCGUGCUCUGCACGAGAUGCGGUACAAGGACGUGGCCUUCUUUUCUGAAGGGCCAUGCCGCUUUCAUGACGUGCACGAAGGCUUUAGGGUAAGGAAUGUCACUGAGAGUUCUGUUGUUGUGCACCAUGUUUGGGAGAGUGAAUACGAAACAUUGAUGCAGCGAUUUGGGAAUGACACUUCUCCUGCGUCCAAGCGUUUCAGGUGUAGCAAAGGAAGAUACAUUUUUGAUUGUUGA